Messenger RNA from Magnolia sinica, 815 nucleotides. RefSeq names its product early nodulin-like protein 13. The transcript is spliced from 2 exons. Gene Ontology annotation, molecular function: electron transfer activity. Bases 73 to 618 code for a protein of 181 amino acids. NCBI's taxonomy places the organism in Eukaryota, Viridiplantae, Streptophyta, Magnoliopsida, Magnoliales, Magnoliaceae. Gene Ontology annotation, cellular component: plasma membrane. The record is from RefSeq and is a predicted model, not a curated record.
CUCUCUCUCUCUCUCUCUCAUAGAAGAAAAGAGAGGAAAUUUCAUUUCAAGCUCUUGGAAUCCCAUCCAUCAAUGGCUUCUUCGAGAACUCUAUAUUGUUAUUCUCUCAUCAUCAUUUCUGUUCUUUUCACCCUUUCGGAAGCUACAGAUUUCUUAGUUGGAGGAAAGAUCAAUGCAUGGGAAAUCCCAUCCUCUCCUUCAGACUCUCUGAAUGGAUGGGCUGAAGAGAAUCGCUUCCAAAUCGGCGAUUCACUUGUUUGGAAAUUCGAUGGUGCAAAAGAUUCAGUCCUGCAAGUGAGCAGAGAUGAUUACCUGAGCUGCAACACAUCCAAUCCGAUUGCUGCCCACAAGGGUGGGGACGUCACGGUGAAGCUCGAAGAGUCAGGUCCAUUUUAUUUCAUCAGUGGAGCGAAAGGUCAUUGCGGGAAUGGGCAGAAGCUGAUUGUCGUCGUGUUAUCGAAAGGGAGGAGGCAUUUCUAUGGGAUUUCUCCAGCACCUUCUCCGAUGGAAUUCGAGGGUCCAGCAAUCGCUCCGACAAGUGGCGCUUCUGGUUUGGUGGUUUUGAGGAGUGGGUUCUCGGGUGCUCUGAUUGUUUUCUUGGUGGGGAUGGUUUUGUGAGGGAUGUAGAGAUGGAAAUUUUUGGUUUUCAUGGUGGGGGAUGGUUUGUGAGGGAUACAGAGAAGGAAUUUGUGGGAUUCUACAUUGAUUAGUACUAUUCUUUUCUAUCAGCAGUAAUAUUUUUUCAAGUUGAAAGUUCUAAAGAUUUUUAAUACCAUUUAUUAUUUAUUUUUCAGACAAAUGAUACUUGUUUCCUA